AUGGCAUUGGACAGAUUGGACUUGACGGUUGUCAUUGUGUUGGCAGUUGCAGUUGGUGCUUACUUUUUAAAGAACCAAUUCUUUUCUAAACCGGAAUCGAGCGGGUUCUUGCAUACAGAUGCUGCUGGAGGCAAUUCUCGUGAUAUUUUGGCCACAUUGGCGAAAAACAAUAAAAACACGUUACUUUUGUUUGGGUCACAAACCGGUACUGCCGAGGAUUACUGUAAUAAAAUGUCUCGUGAAUUGAGUGCUAGAUUUGGUUUAAAGACUAUGGUUGCUGAUUUUGCCGAUUAUGAUUGGGAUAAUUUUGGUGAUAUUAAGGAAGAAACUUUGGUGUUUUUCAUCAUGGCAACCUAUGGUGAAGGUGAGCCAACUGAUAAUGCCAUUGAGUUUGUUGACUUUUUGGAUAACGAGGCUGAUACCUUGAGUACCUUGAGGUAUACUGUUUUUGGUUUGGGUAAUUCAACCUAUGAGUUUUUCAAUGCUAUUGGUAGAAAGUUUGACCAAAAGUUGGAGGAGAAAGGUGCUGAGAGAUUUGCUGAGUACGGUGAGGGUGAUGAUGGUCAAGGUACUAUGGAUGAAGAUUUCCUUUCUUGGAAAGACGGUGUUUUUGAUUCCUUGAGGAAUAACUUGAAUCUUGAAGAAAAGGAAUUAAAGUAUGAACCAAGUUUGAAGUUGCAAGUUAGAGACGACUUAACCAUUGAUGAUCCUUCAGUGUCUUUGGGUGAGCCAGAUAAGUCUUAUGUUAAUACCAGCUCUACUACUGAUUUAUCUAAGGGCCCAUUCGAUCAUUCUCAUCCUUAUUUGGCUCCUGUAACUAAAGUCAAGGAAUUAUUUUUUACCAAGGAUAGGUCUUGUGUUCAUGUCGAAUUUGAUCUUUCUGAUUCUAACUUGAAAUACACCACCGGUGAUCAUUUAGCGGUUUGGCCAUCCAAUGCUAAUGAAAAUGUUGAGCUUUUUUUGAAAACAUUUGAUUUGACUGACCAACGUGAUGCUGUUUUUGACUUAAAGGCACUUGAUUCAACUUAUCAAAUUCCCUUCCCCACCCCAAUCACAUAUGAAGCAGUUAUUAGACAUCAUUUGGAAAUCAGCGGUCCUGUAUCAAGACAGUUUUUCCUUUCGAUUGCUGCAUUUGCUCCAGAUGAAGAGACCAAGACAAAAUUGACCUCUGUUGCUAACGACAAACAACAAUACGCAGAAGAGAUUACUCACAAGAAGUUUAAUAUUGCUGAUGGAUUGUUGUAUUUUUCCAAUGGUAAGCCAUGGACCAAGGUUCCCUUUGAGUUUUUGAUUGAAAAUGUGCAACAUUUAACUCCUCGUUAUUAUUCGAUUUCAUCUUCAUCAUUAAGCGAAAAGACAAAUAUUGAUAUCACUGCCGUCGUUGAAGCGGAAACUGAAACUGAUGGAAGAGUUGUUACUGGUGUUGUUACCAAUUUAUUGAAGAAUAUUGAAAUCAACAAAAACUCAUCAUCAGAUAAGCCAAUUGUCAGUUAUGACUUGAAGGGACCUCGAAAUAAGUUUCACAAUUUCAAACUACCAGUUCACGUUAGAAGAUCAACCUUUAAAUUGCCUACUAGUAGUAAGACGCCGAUAAUCUUGGUUGGACCGGGAACUGGAGUUGCACCAUUGAGAGGGUUUGUUAGAGAAAGAGCACAACAGUUGAAGAAUGGAGUCAAUGUUGGACCAUCAUUGUUAUUUUAUGGAUGCAGAAAUGAAGAUGAAGAUUAUUUAUACAAGGAUGAAUGGCCACAAUAUGCCAAAGAGUUGGGCGAAUCAUUUGAAUUAAUUACGGCAUUUUCAAGAGCCAAUCCUAACAAGAAGGUUUAUGUUCAAGAUAAGAUAUUGGAGCAAUCGGCCAAGAUUAAUCAAUUGUUGCAAGACGGGGCAAUAAUAUAUGUUUGUGGAGAUGCCAGUCAUAUGGCUAGAGAUGUGCAAGCAUCAUUGGCCAAAGUGUUGAGUCAAGAAAGAGGCAUUGAAUUGGAAAAGGCUGCUGAAUUGAUUAGAAGUUUGAAAGUGCAGAAUAGAUAUCAAGAAGAUGUGUGGUGA
This is a messenger RNA of Lodderomyces margitis, 2046 nucleotides long. It is a transcript of the gene NCP1, whose product is annotated as Ncp1p. The transcript has a single exon. Gene Ontology annotation, cellular component: cytosol. NCBI's taxonomy places the organism in Eukaryota, Fungi, Ascomycota, Pichiomycetes, Serinales, Debaryomycetaceae. The coding region runs from base 1 to 2046 and encodes 681 amino acids. Gene Ontology annotation, molecular function: flavin adenine dinucleotide binding; NADPH-hemoprotein reductase activity; FMN binding. The record is from RefSeq and is a predicted model, not a curated record.